AUGUAAUCUGAGAUUCUGAGCCCCAGAUAAUUUUUGGCAGCAUGGCAGCAGUUGUAAAUUUUAAUAACCAAUCUUGCUACAUAGAUUAGAUUAGAUAGACGAGCCGACGUUGGUUACCACUGUGCACCAUGGGCGAACAUAAGGAUGUGUCGCUCGGUGUGUUCAUACUCGUGGCUUUGUUCGGCAUGAGCUCAUGGCUCGGGGUUAACAGCAUCUGGAUGGAGCUGCCUUUGACAGUCGUCCGACUGCCAGAGCUCUGGGCUCUGCCCUCCUACCUAGCAGUCAUCCUCCAGGUGGCAAAUAUAGGCGCAGUAAUUCUCACUGUGGUGAACACUGUAAAGCCAGGCAGCUUGAAGGCUCAGCCCAUUAUCUAUGGGAUCCUCAUCAUACAGAUUGUGGCGACUUUCUGCGUGGCGUUGUUCUGGCAGCGAACGACGGUGAUCGGCGGCGAGGACCACAGCACCGCGUUGUUCAUACUGAUGUUCUUCAUCGCGAUCUGCAACACGACGUCGAACAUCGUCUUCCUGCCCUUCAUGGCGCGCUACCGCCACGAGUACAUCACCGCUCUCUUCGUCGGCAUGGGCCUCAGCGCGCUCCUCCCCAGCGUGGUGGCGCUAGUGCAGGGCGGCGGAACAUCGUCGAACUGCGUGAACGUGUCGUCGCCGCUCGCGAACAACGGCAGCGAGUGGUCGCUGCAGACGCCGAUGGCGUCCACGCGGUUUGGCGUCGACAUGUUCUACACGAUCAUCACGGGUCUUCUCUGCGUCAGCUUCCUCAGCUUCGUCCUCCUCACGUGCCUCCCCCGCCUCCGCCGCCAUCAGCUCCCCCGCGGCGGCCCCCCGCGGUGUGUGGCCAUCCUGACAUAUUUGGUGUGA
Messenger RNA from Priapulus caudatus, 875 nucleotides. RefSeq names its product riboflavin transporter 2-like. Gene Ontology annotation, molecular function: riboflavin transmembrane transporter activity. The record is from RefSeq and is a predicted model, not a curated record. Gene Ontology annotation, biological process: riboflavin transport. The transcript has 4 exons. Gene Ontology annotation, cellular component: plasma membrane. Bases 129 to 875 code for a protein of 248 amino acids. NCBI's taxonomy places the organism in Eukaryota, Metazoa, Priapulida, Priapulimorpha, Priapulimorphida, Priapulidae.